Vespa velutina is the source of this 4521-nucleotide messenger RNA. RefSeq names its product LIM domain only protein 3-like. The coding region runs from base 2992 to 3720 and encodes 242 amino acids. Gene Ontology annotation, molecular function: transcription coactivator activity; DNA-binding transcription factor binding. NCBI's taxonomy places the organism in Eukaryota, Metazoa, Arthropoda, Insecta, Hymenoptera, Vespidae. Gene Ontology annotation, biological process: positive regulation of transcription by RNA polymerase II. The transcript has 6 exons. Gene Ontology annotation, cellular component: nucleus. The record is from RefSeq and is a predicted model, not a curated record.
CUUAAUAUGACGACGAUAUCGAAACGCUGCGAGCUAACGACGAAAAUAAAGCACAAGUAACUACUACGAAUGCUUUUCAAUAUGAUAGAAUAUCUCUCUUUCUCUCUUUCCCUAACCCCUUACCCUCCCUCUUCUUAUCGAUCUGAGAUUUUUACAUAUCUAUAAAGCCUCCAGGAUAUUAUCGCGUCAAGGUUUGACGUUACGUUCGUUCGAAAAAUCGUUCGUAUCGUUGAUUACGUUCUACGAUGUUUCUACAGAUUCCUUUACCUUCCCAAAACAACGUCGCCUAGAUUCAUAGAUUUCCAUUUACAUAAAUUCCCGACACCCCGGGAACAAUUUCGACUCAUAAACGUAAUUAAUGGCCCGGGGUAUUAAUUCAAAAAUUUUUCCCCAGUUUCAAACACAUGUUGCAGGAACGAUGUCGCGUACAACCGUUUCGCAAUUUAGCUAAAUAAUUACUAAACUUGCCGCUUGCGGACUACGACGACGACGACGACGACGACGACGACGACGAAGACAACGAAUUGGCAAACGCCGAUUCAUAACCUAGAUCGAAACUUGUCAGAUAAUAUUUUAAUGAUCAUUUACCUUUAUCGGAAAUAACAAAUCUAAAAACGAACAAGUUCCUUCGGCGUUCUUAUCGGUCUUAAUAUAUUCCAAUAAUUCGAUUUAGAUAAAAUAAUAUACAAUGAAUUAUCUUCGAGAAUAUAGAAGAUAAGUACUCAAAGUAAUUCGAUCGAAAUAUUCGAGCAAGGUCGGAAUAGCAAGGUCCGGCAUUAGAGAUGGAGAGAGAGAGAGAGAGAGAGAGAGAGAGAGAGAAAGAGGGAGAGGCAGAGAAGGACAGAAGGAUAAUUCUGUGUUCGACGAAGGUUCGGGAGAGAUUGCGUUUGUGCGCACGUACUCACGCAUAGAGACACGUAUAGAGCCACAGAGAGAGAGAGAGAGAGAGAGAGAGAGAGGAGAGAGCACGUAGCUAGAAACGGUUGUCCUGGGGCAGAGCUGCCAUCCUAAGCCGGCUUGACUAAUUGGUAGCGUUAUAAUCAUGGGUACACGGUUAGGUUGGUAUUACCGCGAGUUAUAGCCCCGUCUCCACAUCGGCGACCACCACACGCACAUUCGCACGCAAGAGGGAGCGCUUAAUGACCCCGCCGUUUACGCAAAUUUUCCCAUUAUGCGACGCGGUUUUGGACCGCCAAACGGGGCGAUCCCGAGCCUCCAAACGGGGCAUCGUUUCUACGACGAAACCGACGUCGACGUCGACGUCGGUGUCGAUGGGCUUCGAGAGAGCGAGAGAGAGAGAGAGAGAGAGAGAGAGUGAGAUAGAUAGAGAAACAGGGAGAAACGGAGAGAGAUGGAGACAAACGAAGAGGGUGAGAGCUUAAAGCUUUUGAAAAUCAUCGACUGUGGCGGAUGUGGUCGAUCUAGGUGAUUUGUGAUUCUCUCUCUCUCUCUCUCUCUCUCUCUGUUAUCUCGUUUUAUAGUUCUAUUCUCCAUAUAGUUACUAUUUAAUAAUAUAUAACAUUAGAAUAUAUUUAAGCAUAUUUAUACAAUUUAUAAUAUUUAUUUGACAAGAUGAAACUCUGCUCGUGAUUCUUGAUUCGUAUACGUGCCUUGGCCAAAGGAGAUACUGAUAAUAAAAAAUCGUGGGAUAUAAAAUAAUUCAAACAAAUGCCGUGAACGAGGAGAGGCAGGAGGUAGGUUCGAGCUGCCGCGAUAUAUCCUGGGCUGGGCUUAUCCGUUGGCUGGUCAUUCAUAAACGAGGGAAAAAAUGACACUCUAACGGCUCGCUAUUCGUAACUGUUAGGAAGUGGGAGAGAUUUGUUGGCGUCGUACGUAACGACGGGAAAGGGAUUUUCUACGACGCGCGGAUGAUAACGUUCUAUCGAGGUACGUGAACCAACUACCGUCGCAUGUCUAUAAAUUAUCUCCCAUUAAUCAGUAUUUCCGAUAAUUCGGAGGAUCGCGAAAUUUCUUCGAUAGACGAACGGAUAUAGAAGAAGAAGAAGAAAUAGAGAAUGUGAUAGCAGAAAAUUUCGACGAGCUUCGAAAAGUAAAAGAGAAUAAACGUAGCUACGAGAGUGCCCUCUAGUGGAGCUUCAUAUCGAAGUCCGGUCCACCCCCAUGGAGCAACGUCCCGGGGGUGUGAUCGCUGCUAACUAAACUUGUAAAUCUCUCUCUUUCUCUUUCUCCCUCUCCCUCUCUCUCUCUCUCUCUCUCUCUCUCUUGAUCCAGGCCUCCCUAGACUGACCAGAACGCAUUUGUCUGUCUUACACUCUCCGGUGUAAAUACACGGUCGUAGGAGUCCCUGGAAAUUAGACGCAUUCCAUUACGAAUGUUACACUUCUCGCUUUCCAAUUGGAAAAUUAAAGAUAACACGAUAUGUACGCUGAAGUCGGUCAAAAGGUGUUGCGAAGCAAAAUAACGUCGGUCUUUCUCGUUCGUUCUUCGCGAAAGCAUCCUUCUCUAGACCAUAAACUUUGAUGUACGAAUCUCCGUCGAGACACAUAAAGGCAGUUUGCGCGAAACGAUCUUGGGAUUCGAGUAGGUGGAGGAGCAGUCGAGAAAGCAAGGAACGUGGCAAGGUCUAGGGCGAUAUCAGAAACAAAAGGUUCGCAAACGAGAAGUUACGAGGGAUCUUUUAUGCCUCGCUUGUCUCGCGUAUUAUUAUGACGGAUGUCGUGGUUAAGCGUUCCUACGUAACGCGAUUCCGCGACUUUAGACUCUCAUGUUGCCGCGAGAACGGCCGCGAUACUCACGUGUGUAUCGUACUGGAUAUAGGAGUUGCCUCGAUGAACUUGAAUAUAUCACGAGGGAUGGUUAUGGGACGCAACGUGCGUGCGAGUGGCUGCGCGACGAUCCUUCUCCCGCUCGCAAAUCAAACCACCACGAUCCUUCUCCCUUAUACAGGUUUAGUCCGAGCGGACUAUCGGAGCCGUUCGAUAUUCUCGUUGAGAGAGUUUAGUGAGUGCGUUCGAAGAAAGUGUUCGACAAAUGUGUAUCAACGAGGAAGAUCGUCGAUUAGAUCUCCGACGGGGAAUCGGAGAUAAAAAGAUGAUGAUGGACGUGAGCAAGAAUGAACCAAGUAGUAAAAACGGGGCGACUCAGCAAGAAUGUGCUGGUUGUGGCAAGACUAUCACGGAAAGGUAUUUAUUGAAAGCCUUGGACUUGUACUGGCACGAAGACUGUUUGAAAUGUGGUUGCUGCGAUUGCAGACUAGGAGAGGUCGGUUCUACGCUUUAUACAAAGGCCAAUUUAAUUCUCUGCAAAAGAGAUUACUUGAGGCUCUUUGGAAACACCGGCUACUGUGCGGCAUGUAACAAAGUCAUACCAGCGUUCGAGAUGGUAAUGAGAGCAAGAACUAACGUCUAUCAUCUGGAAUGUUUUUCCUGUCAAGAAUGCGAUCACAAAUUUUGCGUGGGCGAUCAGUUUUAUCUCUAUGAGAAUAAGAUUCUCUGCGAGUAUCAUUACAAGGAGAGAGUCUAUUUCGCCAACAUGCCGCAUCCUCCGCCGAACGAUACUUUAGCGCAUAUUAAAAGACAGGUCACGCAUCUUCAACCUCAAACGGUACCUGCUGGAGGUCCUCCGAGACAGGCGAAUGGGGAAACAGCCCAUAACCACAAUGGAUAUCCAGCACCGGCUACAUCGAGCGCUCACAACGUCCUGAACCCCAUGAAUAAUUUAAAUGGUAUCAAUGCGCAAGCACCGUACGAUGCCAAAUGACAAACGAAAUAAGCGCCGAUAUACACGCGUCUACGCCUACUACCUAUGUUAACACCUAAACUUAACAUACAAGAAUAACAAACAUAUAUAUAUCUAAAUAAUAUAUAUAUGUCGAAUCGCGAGAGUGCGUAGUUUAUCGUCGUUGCUAUCGGUCCGUUUCGUUUUUCCGUUUUAUUCGGAGCAUCGUCAUCGGUUCGAGAAGAGAUAAAAAGGAUGAUGGAAAUCGUCGUGAGAUUUUUUGCAAAGAGAAGAGAAGAGACUCGUCGCGAUUGAGUUCCCACGCUAAGAUCGGCUACGAUCUAUCGAUCAUACGAGGAAACGAAAGCAAGGAAAGAUCGCGAUUACAUGCCGGUGAAAAGCUGAUAAAAUCGAUCAUUUGCGAUCCCUUUAGCGCUUUUCUUUUUUUAUUUUUAUUUUUUUUUUCUUUUUGGAAAAAAGAAAAACGAAAAAAAAAAAAAGAAAAAAGAGCGAUUUCGUUCUGUAGAUAGUACGAGUAUUAUCUUUAGGAAAAGGAUAAAGAAAGAUAAUAACGAUAAUAAUGGUGCUUUUUUCGAAGUGUAUCGACUGUUCGACUUCUUCGAUUACGAAUUGUCUCAUAUAACCGGUGAAAGGAUAAUUAACGAAGUGUAUAGAAGGAAAAAAAAAAAAAAGGAAAAAAAGAAAGAAAGAAAAAGGAAAAAGAAGAAAAGGAGGAAAGAGACGAAGGUGUAUACCCUACAUUGUUGAAUUUUAGACGAACGAAUUAAUUGUAACACCGAUGUAUGUAUUAUUCAAGGAAUAAAAUCAUUUCAUUUUAUUGUU